AUGGGGGGGGUGGGGAGCAAGGCGUGGAAAGGGAAAGCCCCAUCACGUACUAGAAGGGGGCGGUUCGUUCGUCCUUACCCGAUAGGCGGUCGGACAGCGGAGAGUGAAGGCGAGAUGUCGGACGGGUCAAUGUUGUCAACUGCAUCCGUCACUUCCGUUCCUAAGAGGACGAAGCGGAAGUCAUUGCCUGUAGAUGCUGAAACGGCUUCAAAGUUUAUGGCUAUUCCGACUUCGGAAUCGGAUACGGGAAAAUCAGUCGCGGAGUCGACAGCGAAGACGAAGACUAAUCUUCCUAAUCCGGAGGAGUUAGUGUGUGAAAUGCAGUCAUGCGCCAACGCGCAACUUGGCGAGCGCGUAGAGCAGCAUAUACAACUUAUUGAGGAGGUAGCGGAUCGAUCUCGCAAUUUAAAAGGAACCUUUGCACACGGUCUUCGAGUGGCAGCUUUAAACCUUAAAGCUGCGUUAGGUGAACUUUCUCGGAGGUCUGACGCAGAGUCUAAUAUGGAAAGACUUGAACGUGAGAAUGCGGAAUUACGUUCCCAAAUCUCCAUUAUGAGCUAUAAAUUAGAUAAACUCACGGAUGAAAUUAACAUUCUUCGCGUGAAUCCUACAACAACUUCACGCCCUGAAACGACGGCCGACGUGUCCCAAAAGUGGUGCCCCGCAGCAUUAGAUUCCAGGGGCAGUGAAGACGGAUUAAUGGAACGAAUCGGAGUUUUGAUAGAGUCAAAGUUUGCUGCCUUUGAAGCUAAUCUGUUCCCAGACAGGGCUAUUCGGCCACUUCGGGGGGCGAACAAGAAUUUUGUGGGUACUCAAAGGCAGGAAGCUGACACUCUUAUCCUCCAAGAACAACGAACAGAUUCAGCGGGAUCGGAUUUACCAAAACAAUCGCGUAGAAGAAGAAAGAAAAGGCCUCCGCACCCUUCGGUAGCAGACCUUCCUCCAAUCGCUUUACCACAAACGCAAGCAGUUCGGCAUAUGACGGAACCAACUUGGGUAUCCAUCACUAAGAAACCAAAACCUAAGACGCUGUCGGCUAAUCCUGGGAUAAGUGGAUACCGAAAGAAGGGUUUACGAGUUCCAACUACAGCGGCCGUAUCGAUCACCAUACCAGAGAACUCCACUGUCACCUACGCUAAAGUCAUGGAGAUAGCCAAAAAUAAAAUUAGCUUGGCCGACAUUGGCAUUGACACUCUUAGACAAAAAAGAGCUAUGACUGGAGGUCUGUUACUAGAGAUCAUCGGUCCGGAAUGCAACCAAAAAGCAGACAAUUUAGCCGCAAAGCUGCGCGAGGCUCUCUCCCAUCUUAACCUCAAAAUUAGAAGACCGACGAAAACAGGAGACAUUCGUCUCAGAGACCUCGACGACGCUGUAAAUGCUCAGGAGGUCGCGGAAGCGGUAGCAAAAGUGGGUGGAUGUUCCGCAGAUGAGAUUAAAGUCGGGGAAAUCCAUCGAUCUCUAUCUAGUAUGGGAUCCUGCUGGUUACGUUGCCCAAUCAAGGUGGUCAGGAAUUUGGUGGUUUCCGGGUUCGUGCGUGUGGGCUGGAGUUCUGUGCGAGUUGAAGCAAUCGAGCCUAGGCCGUUGCAUUGCUUCAGAUGCUUAGAGAAAGGACAUGUUGGCAGCAAAUGCCCUAAUCAAGUAUUUCGGGGAUCGCGUUGCUACGCUUGUGGAGAAGAUGGACAUAGGGCAAAGGAGUGUACGUCACCGACUCUCAAAUGCCCGUUAUGUUCAGAUCUUGGAAAAACGCGGCAGGACAGGAGGCAAAUCCUUCGCUUAUGCAGGCGUAACGGCCCCUACUUUCAGUGCGUCGAUGCCAGACCCGGUCUCGGAAGUGGAGGCUAUGGAAGCUUAAAAUUCGAAUUCUUAAAAGUUCUCCAGGGUAAUCUGAACCACUGCCGCAACGCGCAGCAAUUAUUAAUGCAGACCAUUGCAGAGCAGCAGGUUGCCCUAUCAGUACUGGCAGAGCCUUAUACAGUGCCGGAUCAUCCGCAGUGGUUUGGGGAUUUAACUUGUUCUGUAGCGAUCCACUGGAGUGGGAGAGAGCGCGUCCCAAUGUGUUCCCUCCUACAUAAAGGAACAGGUUUGCUGGCGAUUCGAUGGGGCGCUCUGGCUAUCGUGGGUUGUUAUAUAUCUCCAAAUAAGUCUCUCUCCGAAUAUAAAGCCUACUUGGAUACGCUAGCUGCCUGCGUUCGGGAUUGCCACCCACUACCUGUUAUCGUCCUAGGUGACUUCAACGCUCAUGCCAGAGCUUGGGGUAACCCUAGAGAUAAGCCAAAGGGCAGAACAUUACUGGACUGGUCGGCUGAACUAGACCUCCGAUUAUUAAACCAGGGAUCU
Papilio polytes (common Mormon) is the source of this 2337-nucleotide messenger RNA. RefSeq lists its product as uncharacterized. Lineage: Eukaryota; Metazoa; Arthropoda; Insecta; Lepidoptera; Papilionidae. Gene Ontology annotation, molecular function: nucleic acid binding; catalytic activity; zinc ion binding. The annotation marks the transcript as partial. The record is from RefSeq and is a predicted model, not a curated record. The transcript is spliced from 2 exons.